Molecule: messenger RNA, 2437 nt
Organism: Erythranthe guttata (spotted monkey flower)
Lineage: Eukaryota; Viridiplantae; Streptophyta; Magnoliopsida; Lamiales; Phrymaceae
Product: transcription factor MTB1
Biological process (GO): regulation of DNA-templated transcription
Cellular component (GO): nucleus
Molecular function (GO): transcription cis-regulatory region binding; DNA-binding transcription factor activity; protein dimerization activity
Source: RefSeq, a predicted model, not a curated record
GACCCACAGUUAGUAGAAAGAGGAUAGAGAGAAGGAGAAAACUGUAAAAAACAAAUGUUGCCGACUGCUCACAACCUAACCAUGGUUACUUACACUACUCUUCUGCAAACCUCGAACCCAAAACUUUCAUACACAUGCAGCAAUUUUGGCACAGACUGAAAUCUUUCAGAAACAAAACAAAACAAAAACAGAUAUAGAUAGAUACAGAUACAUACACACCCUUCACCUCUUCAAAAAAAAAUUUCUACUCUUGUAAUAAAAAUAGAAAACAGGCAAAAAAAGGAAGGUUCUUGCUUCGUCUGAUCAUUUGCUAAAUAAAGUUCAUCAGUUAUGACAGCGAUUUGGAACAAUUGAGAUCUGAGAGUAAGAGGUGUGGGUUGGGUUGUCUGUAUUCCAAGAUUGAAUUUUUAUUGGAAAAGCUGAGAUGGGUUGGUGUUGGAUUGGUUUAUUAGACAUGUUCUUGGUUGGGUUUAUCUGAUUUUUGAAAAAGAAAGAAAAAAUUCAAUCAAGAAAGAGUGUGAUUGUGUGAGGGUUUUUUUGCAAUUUUGGGAUUUUGAAGUUCAGAGAGUGGUGGUGGUGGUGGUGCUGAGGGUGGAGAUGAAAUUGGGAUUAGGUAUGGGCGGUGUUGGGUGGAGCAAUGAGGAUAAGGCCACGGCGGCGGCGGUUUUGGGGACAAAGGCUUUUGACUACUUAAUCUCAAGCUCUGUUUCUGCUGAGUGUUCAUUAAUGGCGAUAGGAAACAACGAAAAUUUGCAGAACAAGCUUUCAGAUCUUGUGGAGCAUCAACAUCCCACCAGAAUUUCUUGGAAUUACGCAAUCUUCUGGCAGCUUUCGAGGUCUAAAUCGGGGGAAUUUGUCUUGGGGUGGGGCGACGGAUGCUGCAGAGAGCCGCGAGAAAACGAGGGUUCCGAAUUCACUCGAAACCCUAAAUCAAGAAUCGAAGACGAAUCCCUUCAGAGGAUGAGGAAAAGGGUUCUUCAGAGGAUGCACACUUUAUUCGGAGGAACCGAUGAGGACAGUUAUGCCUUUGGAUUGGAUAAGGUUACCGAUACGGAGAUGUUCUUCUUGGCUUCUAUGUACUUCUCUUUCCCGAGGGGUGUUGGUGGGCCCGGAAAAUGCUUCGGAUCGAGCAAGUAUGUGUGGUUAACCAAUGCUAUGGUGACACCUGUCGAUUACUGCGUUAGGUCGUUUCUCGCAAAGUCGGCCGGCAUGCAAACAAUUGUCUUGAUUCCAACUGACGUUGGUGUUGUUGAAUUGGGAUCCGCGAGAUAUAUAGCUGAAAAUUCGGAGGUCUUGAAUGCGAUUGGAUCCUCGUUUUCUUCAAGUAGUAGAAAUAAGCAAGUGGCGGCGGUGGGGCCCAUGAAAAAAGAUUCUAUUUCCAACGGAAUCUUUUCUAAUCCGGUCGCCGCUACACGCCAAGAAACCGUUACAACCAAGAUUUUCGGGCAGGAAUUGAAUGCGGUUAGGCCGCAAAUUAUGGAAAAGGUGGACGGUCGGAAUCGCGAUGCCGAUGCUGACGUGAACGGGAAUAGGAUGCCGACUCGGAAUGGGUUUCACCCCUCAGCAUGGACAAAUUCAAAUUACGGUAACGCCACGGGGGCAAGCUCAAUGUCGGUUAUAUCACGUCCACAAAGUGUUGAAUCCGAGCAUUCGGAUAUCGAAGCGGCUUCAUGCAAAUUGGAAGAGCCCGUUGGGGUAUUAUUACUAGAGGACAAAAAACCGAGAAAACGGGGCCGAAAGCCGGCGAAUGGAAGAGAAGAGCCACUCAAUCACGUUGAAGCAGAGAGGCAAAGGAGAGAGAAGCUCAACCAGAGAUUCUACGCUCUUCGAGCGGUUGUGCCGAAUAUUUCAAAAAUGGACAAAGCUUCGCUCCUAGGUGAUGCGAUCGCUUACAUCACCGAGCUUCAGAGGAAGGUGAAGGAUAUGGAGUCCGAAAGAGGAGGAGAAGCCUCAGCUUCCGAAGCUAGUAAUAAGAACGUUCUAGAAGUUCAAGAAUGGGGUUCGAGGGUUGAAGUUGAAGCGGGCCGUGAUAAAGUCACCGUUAGGGUUAGCUGCCCGGUUGGGGCCCACCCUGCCUCGAGGGUUAUACGGGCGAUAAAAGAUGCUGGUGGGAAUAUCGUUGACGCACAGAUGGCAACCGGGAGCGAAAGAGUGUUCCACACAUUUGUGGUGAAAUCGAACGGUUCAGACCGACUGACGAAAGAGAAGAUGAUAGAAGCGUUUUCGCGCGGUUCCAACUCGUUGUAGGAAAAGAUAUCGGUAUACUGCAGCUAAUGCUAGAAUUAGGGGGGUGGGGGGAGAAAAAAGUUUUUAUCUUUAGAUCAAUUAUAGUAAUAGCAAAAGUUUCUAUUUUGUUUAUAGUGUUAUACAUUUUAUGUUAUAAGGACCUAUUUUGCAGUAUUUUAUUAAAUUUAUGAAAAUUUAGAGACCUUAUUCU